Messenger RNA from Uranotaenia lowii, 1037 nucleotides. Its product is annotated as type-1 angiotensin II receptor-associated protein-like. The transcript has 4 exons. The record is from RefSeq and is a predicted model, not a curated record. Gene Ontology annotation, cellular component: plasma membrane. Lineage: Eukaryota; Metazoa; Arthropoda; Insecta; Diptera; Culicidae. Gene Ontology annotation, biological process: angiotensin-activated signaling pathway. Bases 390 to 848 code for a protein of 152 amino acids.
AGAGAGGAAUAGUUAUCAGUAUCGUAUAGUCCCUAUACGUAUGUUUGUAAAGCUCGUUACAAGCUAGCCUAGCCAUUCUAACGACAGGCAAUACGGCAACCGGUUAAUCCCCGAAGCCGUACAAGAAUCUAUAGUUAGCUCGUAGACACAGCUGAGCGCAACGAGUUCUUUCUCUCGUUCGCUCUUCAAUGAGGUUGUUCUACACACCACACACAAUACAGAUUGUACAGAGCGCGAUGACGACGAGUGUUUUAUUAUCAUCAUUACAGUAGAAGAAAGAUUCUCAGCUCAGUAGCGGUUUACGGAAACGAAACCUGCUAGCCUUAACCCGUACAAGAUUUGUGAGGAUAGGUUUUGAUUAGAACGAUUUCCAGGUUCGUUUAGCAACGAUGGACGUCCAGAAUGGGAUCAACACACCACAUGUUCGAGUUAAGCUGGUGACAUUCGUGCACUUUGUGCUGAUAGUGUUUGCCCUUCUGGGUAACUGGCUUCCGUCGGCCUAUCUGUUCUAUAACAUUAUCUACAUGGCCGCCCUGUUCUGGUCGAUUCACUGUCGCGAGUCCAUAGAUGCAGUCCACAUAGCCGCCUUGGUGAACGCCACAAGCUUUAUGUUCGAUCUGCUGUCGAUCAUCAGCUGGUUCCCGGAUCGGCACAUCUUGUCGGCAGUGAUGGCCAUCUUCAAUAUGGCGCUACGUCCGUUCACCCUGCUGGUGCUCUACCGGGAGCUGAUGGACCGGGGAGGUUCGUUUGCAUUCGGGAUCGCCGUUGGUCAAACGGAACGGCGGCCCACCAGCUACGAGGACAUCGAUCGCCCUGUGCAGCAUCAGAGCUUUUCGCCCGGGGUCUAGAGCCGAUCGACGAAAUUGUUGUUGUUAACGACAUAAAGUUAAAAUGUUGCAGCCGCUCGAAUUAUGAUCUGAAAGUGACUAAUAUCUCGAGACUAAUCUGUUCAUGGUUGUACCCAUAACCAUGGCGGAGUAACGAUUACCACUGAUAUUUUGUAUCGAGAAAAAUAAUUUGUAAUUUAUUUGUUGAAA